This is a messenger RNA of Ipomoea triloba (trilobed morning glory), 2046 nucleotides long. RefSeq names its product cell division protein FtsZ homolog 2-1, chloroplastic-like. The record is from RefSeq and is a predicted model, not a curated record. Gene Ontology annotation, molecular function: GTPase activity; GTP binding. Gene Ontology annotation, biological process: chloroplast fission. The transcript has 9 exons. NCBI's taxonomy places the organism in Eukaryota, Viridiplantae, Streptophyta, Magnoliopsida, Solanales, Convolvulaceae. The coding region runs from base 276 to 1700 and encodes 474 amino acids. Gene Ontology annotation, cellular component: cytoplasm; chloroplast.
AGCACCUGUAAUUUUCCUGUGUUGUUCCCUACUUCCUCACAACACUCAAAGCGCUCACCCUUUCUCUCUCUAAAUUUCAGGUGCCAUUUUCUAUCUCCUUCGUCUUCUUCUUCUCUUCUCGCACGCUCUAGGAGCUGAAACUCUGAAAGAAAAAUCUUGGGAAGCUUUUGGUUUUGGAGAUAUCAUCGAAAUAGAAGGGAAGGGUUCUUUAAUUUCUGCUUUGUUCAGAGUAAUUAGGUGGAAUUAAUUGUUGGAGUGGAAGCUGUUUCCCAGCUAUGGCUAUUUCAGCUUCAGCUUAUUUUAUGCCUCUUGAUUCUCGGGGGCCGAGAGGGGUAUUGACUGUUCUUGGAGGGAGAGCUAACCCCUUGAAAAUAUCCGACGAAAAGAUUGGAUUUUUAAAGGGGGGUUCGAAUUUUCCGAUGAUUAAGUGCGCCCAAAAUGCCCACAGUGUUAACCAGUAUAAUAGCAAAGACCAAUUUCUAAACCUGCAUCCCGAAAUUUCGAUGCUGAGAGGUGAAGGGAGCAACACAGUGAUGACUCCCAGGCAGGAGAGUUCCAGUGGGAUUGUUACUGAGAGCUUUAAGGAUUCGUCGCGUUUGAACAAUUACAAUGAGGCUAAGAUUAAGGUUGUUGGAGUUGGAGGGGGAGGGUCGAAUGCCGUUAAUAGGAUGAUCGAGAGCUCAAUGAAGGGCGUGGAAUUUUGGAUUGUUAAUACUGAUAUUCAAGCUAUGAGGAUGUCUCCUGUUGUCUCUGAGCAUCGGUUGCAAAUAGGCAACGAGCUCACGAGAGGGCUCGGUGCUGGUGGGAACCCGGAUAUUGGGAUGAAUUCUGCUAAAGAAAGCAGGGAAUCCAUUGUGGAGGCAGUUCAUGGUGCAGAUAUGGUGUUUGUGACUGCUGGAAUGGGUGGGGGAACUGGGACUGGUGGGGCACCUGUAAUAGCGGGAAUUGCAAAGUCAUUGGGUAUCUUGACUGUUGGUAUUGUCACAACCCCAUUUUCCUUCGAGGGAAGGAGGAGAGCUGUUCAAGCCCAGGAAGGGAUUGCAGCUUUAAGAGAAAAUGUCGAUACCCUAAUUGUCAUUCCAAAUGACAAACUGUUGACUGCCGUUUCACCAUCUACCCCAGUAACAGAAGCGUUUAACCUGGCUGAUGAUAUCCUACGACAAGGAGUUCGUGGCAUCUCUGAUAUAAUUACUAUUCCGGGACUAGUGAAUGUUGACUUUGCUGAUGUACGUGCAAUUAUGGCAAAUGCGGGGUCCUCGUUAAUGGGGAUAGGAACUGCUACAGGAAAGACCAGAGCCCGAGAUGCUGCACUAAAUGCCAUUCAAUCUCCAUUACUAGAUAUCGGUAUCGAGAGGGCCACUGGAAUUGUAUGGAACAUUACGGGUGGUACUGACUUAACGCUGUUUGAGGUGAAUGCUGCAGCAGAAGUUAUAUAUGACCUUGUUGAUCCAAGUGCCAACUUAAUUUUUGGAGCUGUUAUAGAUCCGUCUCUAAGUGGUCAGGUUAGUAUAACUUUAAUCGCCACGGGAUUCAAACGCCAAGAAGAAAACGAGGGCAGGACCCUACAGUCGAGUCAACCCCCCGCGGGAGAUACCUCCCUUGGCAUCAACCGACGACCUACAUCGUUCAUGGAGGGCGGCUCAGUAGAGAUCCCCGAGUUCUUAAGGAAGAAAGGACGUUCACGCUAUCCAAGAGCUUAAGAUGUUGAUAAUCCAUUAAAGCUUGAGCUUGGCUCUGAGAAAGUGCAGUCCAGCUUCUUUUUCCUAAUAAAAUGUUCUUGGUUGAUGAUGUCAAUACAAAGUAUGUGUCUGAUGCAGAGCAGUAGAAUAAGUUGAAGUUUUAGGAGGUAAGUCCAUAGAAAAACACCAUUAGGUAAGAGUUAUGGUUGUACAGUUUACUACAUUUGAUGUUGAUUUCUAGGUUUUCAAUGCAAUUCUUGUUCUCCUUUCUUUUAAAUGGAAGGAACACAUCAAUUUUCGUUCUUCGGGUGUGACAAUAAUGUAAAUUUAAUCUCUCAGUUAUUUAUGGUAUAUUCUUUCAAUUUCA